AGAAGCAGGAUUUAACCACUAUGAAUGACGGGAAUGUGGGUUAAUAGUAAUGGCUUCGCGCUGGUUGUGAUCUUAUGGAAAGUUUGAAGAAACCAUCUAUAAGAGGAAUUAAACACAAGUAACAUGUUUAUGUAAUGAAACAGGAAUCCAAGUAGCAGGCACGAUUUUUCCCCACGAUUUAGUCCGCUUCAUCAAGACUGGCCUCUCAAGUCACUAUGUCUGGAAAUAUCGAUUUCAAGGAGAGUAGCAGGUCAAGCACAGACUCGAAGGAGAGGAGACGAUCGAGAAGCAGUGGAAGGGACGAAAAGAAACAAAAACGCAGCCGGAGCAGAUCCCUGUCGCUCAGUUCAUCUUCCUCAUCAUCAUCCUCUUCGUCGUCUUCUUCCUCUCGCUCCUCCAGCAGUAACUCAUCGAGCAGCAGGAGCAGCUCCAGUAGCAGUGAUUCUAGCAGAAAGAAAAGGAAAAUUUCAAAGAAAAGGAAAAAGGAGAAGCCUGGCAAGAAGAAGCAGAAAAAAGACAAAACACGCAAACGAAAGAAGAUAAAGAAACACAAAGGCGAGGAAGAUGAUUCUGGUCCUGUUCAGAUUUCAAAGUACCUGAAGGAAAAGAAGCGGAGUGGCAAAUACAGCAUGAUCUCAGGGAAGAAGAUCAAAAUGAAGGUGAAAAAAUCAAAGAAGGACAAGCAAAGAGACAAGAACCGCGCUGAGCUGUUGGAGUUUCUGAACUCGACUUGCUGAUUUGGACUCCUAAAUUCUUCUUCUUCUUUUUUUUUUAUGUGUUUGUUUGUUUUAAUUGACUUUGGUUUGGCCAAUCAGCUCUCAGGGAAAUGCCAGUAAUUUCCUGUAAUGGACAGCACUGUGGAGCCUCGAACAGCUCGCCAAAACUGGAGAAAAAUCUUAUUUUGUUAUCUUUCUAUAUUAUUUUGUUAACAUCCAACGCCACUCGCAUAACAUCCCUGCUAUAAAGCAUCACGCUCGCAUGUGUUUGCUUUUUUUGAACUUUAUACCACAGUGAAGUGUGAUGUUCGCUACUUUUUUCAUCCAUCUGUAUUUAGACCAUUUACUGUAACAAGAUCACCCAGGUUUUUGAAAUGAGAAACAUGGUGACCUUUUUUUUUUUUUUUUUAAAUAACCACACAUUCAGAUUUACAACAAACACCAUUAUCACCUAAAAAUGUUGUAUAGGAUGUUUUAUGUGGACGUAGAAAAUACCAGUAGAUACAAAGAGGUUGGUACAUAAAUAUGAUAUGUUGCAGCAUUCACAAAUGUGCGUUUUUUGUCGUGUUAAAUUUGAGUAAGAACUGGCAACAUGAUGACGUCUGUACAGGUUCUUAGAUAAAUAAAAAACACAUCGGUCCAAA
Messenger RNA from Silurus meridionalis, 1360 nucleotides. RefSeq lists its product as uncharacterized. NCBI's taxonomy places the organism in Eukaryota, Metazoa, Chordata, Actinopteri, Siluriformes, Siluridae. Bases 216 to 737 code for a protein of 173 amino acids. The record is from RefSeq and is a predicted model, not a curated record. The transcript is spliced from 7 exons.